This is a messenger RNA of Neohortaea acidophila, 798 nucleotides long. RefSeq lists its product as uncharacterized. NCBI's taxonomy places the organism in Eukaryota, Fungi, Ascomycota, Dothideomycetes, Mycosphaerellales, Teratosphaeriaceae. The annotation marks the transcript as partial. The record is from RefSeq and is a predicted model, not a curated record. The transcript has a single exon.
CUCAUCUACCAGUCCAUCGACCAACGCGCCCUCCAAUACGUCGUCAUGAUCGGCGGCGCCUACUUCCUCGUUGCUACCUUCGCCAUCUUCAUCUACGCCAGCCGCCUCUACACCAAUCGUACUAUCAUGGCCGCUGUCGGCAAGACUUAUGUCCCCGUCGAGCCGGGUGAAGUGGGCAAGAAGGUCAGAAAGAUGAUUGUCAAGCAAUACGAGCGCAGCGCUGUCGUCGCGUGGGAGAGCAGACCACGCGAUCUCCUUGGGGAGAUCCUCGAGGCGGAGCGCGUCGGCAUCCUGGCGCCGGAAACGGCGGGAUUGGGACGCAAUGAUUACACCGUUGGGCGAGAGAUCCGCAUUGAUCCCGAGAUUCCUCCGUGGGGUGACGUGCGUCAUGCUGGAUGGUCGUCGCCUGCACAAGGCAACGUCGGCGAGCUGCCAAACAUUCAAUUCGCACCUGUCAUCCAGGAGCUGCCGAACUUGAUUGAAGCCAAAGCUGUCUCACUCGCGCCUUCCGAUCCCGUCGACAACUCUACCGCCGAUCCCCAAGUCUUGGAAGUUCUCCAACGUCCAUCAACCACGGGCAUGCGAGAUUACCUCACGCAGCUUGCGUAUCUUGGCCUGGUCAAUCCGCCUGAGAUAGGGGAGGCCUUCUUAAAUCAGUACGAGUCUGCUCGAUUUAGUGGCUUGCCGCUAUCAGAAGACGAAUUCAGAAGCCUAAUGUCUGCUUUUGCCGAGCUUCUAGCCGGCAUGACGGGCCUGCAGCCGGAGAUUGUCGAGCAAAUACGCAUUCAGACCGGCGAG